GCGUCCCCAUCGGCGAGGUGGAAGACCCGUGCACUUGCUGCAACCUCGUCUUCCAUGCCAAGGAUCACCAGGGCAGCGACUUGGUCACAAUCGACGGCGGCUGCUGUCAACUGGGGCUUUGCUGCCCCUGUCCAUGUGGCCCCUGCGCGGAGGUGAAGUUCGAGAUCCAGGAUCCCAGUGGACGGCAGAUCGGCGAGAUCAUCAAGCGGCUCUCCUGUUGCAAGUGGAUGAUCCAAGACGACGUGGACAACUACCGCAUCGAGUUCGGAGAGGUCGGUCAUCCAGCUGCAAAGCUUAUGGUCAUGGCUGUUGCCAUCUUCAUG
This is a messenger RNA of Symbiodinium sp. CCMP2456, 323 nucleotides long. NCBI's taxonomy places the organism in Eukaryota, Dinophyceae, Suessiales, Symbiodiniaceae. The record is from the annotation of a GenBank genome assembly.